Molecule: messenger RNA, 1806 nt
Organism: Bolinopsis microptera
Lineage: Eukaryota; Metazoa; Ctenophora; Tentaculata; Lobata; Bolinopsidae
Exons: 8
Coding region: 1-1806 (601 amino acids)
Cellular component (GO): membrane
Source: RefSeq, a predicted model, not a curated record
AUGGUUCUUACUGCACAAGUCUCAAAUGCAGGCUGCAGUUGGACGUACGACGCAUCAGAAAGUGCUGGACGUUUCUACAGUACGAACUAUCCUAAUGUGUACAGCGAUAAUAUCAACUGUAUCACACAAAUAUUCGCUACUGAGGGUUACGUUAUACGGCUCACCUUCGAGACUAUCGACAUUGAACAUCACCCUACUUGCAGAUACGACAUUUUGGAGAUACGAGAUGGGCACCUAUCCACAGCCCCUCUUUUGGGCUGGUUCUGUGGUCAUAAUUUAGCUCCCAAAAUCUUCACCAGUACCGGACCCAACCUCUGGGUAAGGUUCGAAACUGACAGAAGUGUCGUUGCGCAGGGAUUCUUCGCUCGAGUCGUUCCUGUCGGAUCAAAUGCAGUAGACCAGAAAACGGCGGUGAACUCGAAAGUCUUUAAUGUAACACCGACACACAAAGAUGCUUAUAACGGUAAAGAAACAGUUCUCUCCUGUAAAGUCACGGGAUUAGAAGCAAAAGCUACAGUGAGUUGGACCAAAGGAAACCAAACAGUAGACGGAUCAACUGAAGGGGAACUUAUCGGUAAUACUCAGAUCUCCACCCUGACAGUUAUCAGCCCACAAGAGGAUACGGAGUACACUUGUGUGGUUUCAUCUGGACGGAACCCAUUGUCGAAACCCUCUGAGACGCUUGUGUCACUCAACGUCUAUGCCACAGAGGUAUCAAGCAAGGGAGUACUCAUUAACACAGAAACAUCACUCGCUUGCAAAAUAAAGGGAAUAACCAAGGAAAUGUCCAUUGAAUGGACUGGAUUUGAUGAUGGUGACGACAAAUACGUGCCAAGUUCAGGAUCCUAUGAUUCUGUCUCCAACAGUCAAACAGGAACUCUGACUGUAAAAUCAGCAGCUGUCACUUCUAAUAAAACGUACACUUGCACUGUGUCCUCACUCCAAAACACUGAAUCAGACAAGGAGGAUUUUGAAGUCCACCUUUAUGUAUACGAUUUUAGUCUGAUAGAUUGGAAAGGUAGAGACGUUGGUGUGGGAGUACGAGGAUUACUGAUAGUCAAUGAGGGAACAGUUUGUAACGACGAUUUCAGUAACAACUCUGCCAAUUCUAUUUGUCGUAGGAUGGGGUACAGUGGUCAAAUUAGUUGGACUUCAGCUAAUAGAUGGAAAAUGCAAGGUGACCGACCCAUUACUAUGGAUGAUGUUUCUUGUAACACUGCUGGAUGGAGUUCAUGUUCGUAUUCAUGGACUCACAACUGUGAUCACAGUAAAGAUGUAUUUCUUCAAUGCGAGGGGGUUGAGUAUGAUACCUGGAAUCCCGUGAUACGAGAAACAUUCCUCAGUGCUAACUUGGAGACUUUGUAUCUGCAUAUGAAAACUAAUUCUAGUAGUUCUGUGGGAAAUAGAAAAAACAUUAAGAUAUGGUUUUAUGAUACAGACCUAUACCAGGCCGGAUCAUUCUAUAUCUGGUUUGUAUCCACCUACUCGGUUAAGUACCUGCUAGGGGAGUGUAUGCGUUACUACACCAGUUUCCCAGUAAGUUUGCCUGCAGACCAACAAAGGACCUGGAUGAUCAGUAAGCGUGGCAAAACCACAAAAGUAUACUGCAAUGGAAAAAUAGUUUUGGAAGUGGCUGCGUCCUCGGAGAUAUGCGACAAUCCAGAAUAUAGUACCACAUGGGCUACAUAUUACGGACGAGAAGCAAACGCAAUCUUUUUCCCAAUUACCCACACAGCUUCAGAAUUAUAUUACAUAGGUAAAAAACAUAAAGGUCAAAUUUAUAUAGAGAUUCGAGUAAAUAUAUGA